AUGAGUCCGCUCACUCUGGCAGCCUGGAAUGUUCGUUCCCUUUUAGACAAUCCGAGGAGCAACCGACCGGAACGAAGGAUAGCGCUAGUGGUUCGGGAACUGGCGCGCUACAAGGUGGACAUCGCCGCACUCAGCGAGACCCGAUUCUCUGAACAAGGCCAAGGAGAGGACGCGGGUGCCGGCUACACCUUCAUCUGGAGCGGUCGCCCCAGGGCAAAGCGACGAAACACGGGUUUCGCCUUUACCAUCCAGAACAGCAUCGUGGAACAACUGCCAUGUCUGCUGCAGAGCAUUAACGAUCGUCUGGUGAGCCUCCGCCUGCCUCUUCGCGAGGCGAAUUCGCAAACAUAA
Messenger RNA from Spirometra erinaceieuropaei, 351 nucleotides. The record is from the annotation of a GenBank genome assembly. NCBI's taxonomy places the organism in Eukaryota, Metazoa, Platyhelminthes, Cestoda, Diphyllobothriidea, Diphyllobothriidae.